Molecule: messenger RNA, 897 nt
Organism: Sphenostylis stenocarpa
Lineage: Eukaryota; Viridiplantae; Streptophyta; Magnoliopsida; Fabales; Fabaceae
Source: the annotation of a GenBank genome assembly
AUGGCCAUCAUCGCCGAUUACCAAGAAGAGGAGCAGAGCAACGCGACUUGCUCAGGAGCCUCUGCCUUGUCAAAAUCACAACCUCAUUCGUUCAGCGCCAAUUUUGAUCCCUCCAACCCUCGAGAUUUUCUGCACAAGGUAUUUGAUUUCGUCGCCCAAACAAGCGACUUCUUCCAAAAGGACACAGCUGUGGAAGAGGUUGUGUCUGCGGCGAGUGCCGCCAAGGUGAAGGCGGCUGCGAAAUCGGCGGAGAAGAAAAGGAAGGAAGUGGAAGCUUCUAAGAAGGAGGCAGCAGCAGUGGAGAAGAAGAAGGAGGAAGUAGAAGUCUCCAAGGAGGAGGCGACGGCAGUGGAGAAAAAGAAGGACCAAGAGAGCACUUCAGUAGUACCAAACAUAGGUAAUGGUCUGGAUCUAGAAAAAUACUCCUGGACUCAAACUCUGCAGGAGGUCAAUGUGAGUGUUCCUGUGCCUACUGGAACGAAAUCUAGGUUUGUCAUCUGCGAUAUAAAGAAGAACCAUCUAAAAGUUGGACUCAAAGGCCAACCACCAAUCAUUGAUGGUGAGCUAUAUGGAUCUUUAAAGCCAGAUGACUGUUAUUGGAGCAUAGAGGAUCAGAAUACAAUUUCUAUUCUUUUGACCAAGCAUAAUCAAAUGGAGUGGUGGAAAUGUGUUGUAAAGGGUGAUCCUGAAAUUGAUACCCAAAAAGUAGAGCCUGAGAACAGCAAACUUGCUGACCUCGAUCCUGAAACUCGACAGACUGUUGAAAAAAUGAUGUUUGAUCAGAGGCAGAAGUCUAUGGGCCUCCCUACUAGUGAUGAACUCCAGAAGCAAGAAAUCUUGAAGAAAUUUAUGAAUGAGCAUCCAGAGAUGGACUUCUCAAGGGCAAAAAUAUCAUAA